UGAAAAUACGUGGACAUACCGCUGCGCUCAGUAACAUGUUACCGAGAACGAGCAAAUGUCACCCAGUGUUAAGUUAGGUUAGCUGGAACUCAACGGUCCGGACCGGCGAACCCACAGAAGGCCGAACACCUAGCUCUGCUAAUACGACGCCGCUACACCCAAGCUAACGCUAGCCACUGACAGAAGCUACAAGUAGCAGCGGAAAGCGCUAACAGGGCUACAAGCGCCGCAUUUCCUUGACAGCUGCGGCAUUUAUUCAUGCAAACAAUUAAUGACGCAGUCCACCAUUUAGCUACAAGUUCAGCAACUCACCUCAGGAAUCACAUAUGAAGAUCUGCUAGCCUGCUAGCUAGCUUAGCUAAAGUGCUUUAGUGCGAUCUUUCUCCUUUUGAGGCAUUCGUCGAGGCUACAAGAACUUGGACGCCUGAGCGGAGAGUCAAGUAAGUGGCAAAUGAUGAAAGCACAAAUGAAAUAAUAAGCUACCGGUUUGCAAAUAAGCACUAAUGGCCCAAGUGUAAAUCCCUAAUGUGCAGAAGAAUUUAAAUUUCAAAGCGCUGUGGAGUCAGUCGGUUGACGGGCGGCCAUUUUGUUGCUCAGCAUGUAGCGUCUCCAAUGGGCAGCCCGAAGCAGCUGCGGAGAAGCCCUCUGACUGGCUGGUUCCCGUCAGGAGGGAUGAGGAAAACACGCUUCUUGACCUUCAUAAACUUCAGACUAACUUCACGCCGCUGCGCCCUGCAUCUCAGGUGAUCUGGGCUUGAACAAGAAACCACAGUAGCGUAACUUUAUCUUGACAGGAUGGGUCCGAGGAAGGGGGCAGCGAGGAAGAGGAGACAUGAAGAUGGGGCUUUGGGAGAUGAAUCAGAGGCUCAGAAGACUGGGGAGAAGAAGAUUGGUGAGGAGAGGGGAGGGAUGCGAAGGAGGAUCAGUGGAAGCAACAAAUACAUUGGAGCCCAUGUUGGAAUUCAAGGUGGAAUAUGGAAAGCUGUAGAGACCAGUGUAGAGAUGGGAGGCACCAGUUUUGCACUGUUUCUGGGCUCUCAGCGGUCCUGGAAGAGGCCUGCACUGGACCAGAAAACUGCAGAAAAGUUUCAGGAGCAAUGUUCCCUACAUGGUUUUGACCCAGCUCACAUCCUGCCUCAUGGUUCCUACCUGAUGAACUGUGGAUCUCCCAAAGAUGAUGUAUUUGAGAAGAGCCAGGCCCUGCUGGUGGACGAGCUCAGCCGCUGCAGCCUCCUGGGCCUGAGCCUCUACAACUUUCACCCUGGCUCCUCCCUGGGUACCAUCACCACUGAGCAAUGUGUGGACAAGAUAGCAGGAGCUAUUAACCACGCUCACCAGCAAACACCUGCUGUGGUCACAGUGUUGGAGAACAUGAGCGGCCAGGGCAGCACAGUGGGCGGAAAGUUCUUCGAGCUUAAGAGCAUUAUAGACAAGGUGAGAGACCAGAGGAGAGUGGGAGUGUGUCUGGAUACCUGUCAUGCCUUUGCAGCGGGUUAUGACCUGGCUGCAGAAGGAGGAGUGACGGCCAUGCUUGAUCAGUUUGAUCAGGAAGUUGGGCUUCGCCAUCUGAAAGCGGUUCAUCUCAACGAUUCUAAAGGUAAGCUUGGCUGUAACCUUGACCGACAUGAAGAUAUUGGUAAAGGCAACAUUGGAAUCUCAGCGUUUCGAGACAUCGUGAAUGAGCCGAGACUGGACAACAUCCCUCUGAUACUGGAGACGCCCGGACGCUUGCUGCGUGUUGGCAUGACCUUUAGUAGCUGGACAAGGCAGGAAGCUUGAGGCAGAGAUAAGUUGCAGGCCAACCAGAUUUAUUCACCGACAAUGAACAGGUAAACAAACAAAAAACACCUGCUUUAUCAUAAAACGGGCAAACAGAAGCAUAUAUAAACAAGCAUCACAAAAUGCCUAAAAUAUCCAAAUACUUUAUUUAACAAACUAAGUUUGUUUUGUUCAGGACUUUGUCUGUGCUGUCAAAGGUCAAAAUAAAAUCCUUCUAUUUGUUUCUCAUCUUGUAAAUAUUUCAUUGGUUGAUAAUAAUUAAAACUAAUUUAUAUUUCAGGUAUGUUUCAAUACAAGUCAUGAAGACCUUUAUUACGCACCAUGGCAAAGAGACUUCCUGCUUGUCAAAAUAAAAGCAUUUCCUGUUGUGUUCAGUCAGAAAUUAGACAUUCUCACCGAUGUGCCUCACUCAUGUUGAACUGGGACAUGUUUACUGUGUAAACUCAACAAAGACUUUAAAUGGAGAUCCAGAUCAUCGUUUCCUUAUAAUAUCCAUUUCUGGGUGAGAAAAACACCUUCCUAACCCUUUAUAGUGUAGAACCUGGAGAAUAAGGGAACAAUAUGAACACAGUGACUAAUAGGGAUUUAAUAAAUCAUUACCAAGCUAAAUAAAUACAAACAAACGCAGUGUUAUGUCAUAAUUUGGGGUUGUUUGGUUUCUGUUUUUUUUCCAUAUAUGUUUC
Molecule: messenger RNA, 2462 nt
Organism: Girardinichthys multiradiatus
Lineage: Eukaryota; Metazoa; Chordata; Actinopteri; Cyprinodontiformes; Goodeidae
Product: probable endonuclease 4
Exons: 7
Coding region: 796-1779 (327 amino acids)
Biological process (GO): base-excision repair
Cellular component (GO): nucleus; mitochondrion
Molecular function (GO): DNA binding; zinc ion binding; phosphoric diester hydrolase activity
Source: RefSeq, a predicted model, not a curated record